CUAUGGACAUUAAUCUGGGCUUGAUACUUUGUAAUGUCAAAUGUAUAAACUAACAGUCAACAGGUACUUAUCCUUCAGUGUUCAGUUUUACCGAUAAACAACUGUUUUCAAGUGUUGUAAAAGUGAAUAUUAUACUUGUUUAGUGUAAGUCAGCAAUGCUUUUGGAGAUCGAAUCGAGGUAAAUGACCAAACUAAAUCGAUCUAUGCUUUAAUUCAGACUUCACCGUAGCUUAAACGCGUCAUUACUCUAGAUCAAUGAACUAAUUUAUUUUUACAAUUKUCAUAACUGGAUAAUCAUCAAAAAUAUCAAACUUUGUAAUCUGUGUCUGAAACUAGUGCUCAAAUUCUGCUGCUCUAAUAUAUCUUUACACGAAUUUCUAGUGUGUCCAAAAAAACGGCAAAUCUGACUCRACCAGUGUGGAUUAACAGACGAAGAAGUCUUACCAAACCAUAUAUGUUCAUUACAUUUUAAGCCGUCAAAUUUCACAUCCUACAUAAUAAGGGGCGCAGUCUUAAUUCUGAUGCCAAACCAUUUUUAAGAAAAAUCAAUGCUGAAAUCACAAAUAUGCCAUUAAAAAACAUGAAAGUCAGAACUCGGAAAUCAUUAAAUAUGUCUAAAGUUUGUAUUCUGUGUCUAAAACCAAUGCUCAAAACCAGCUCUAAGAUGUCUUUACACAAAUUUCCAAUGUGUCCAAAAAAACGGAAAAUCUGGCUCAACCAGUGUGGAUUAASGAAUGAAGAAGUCUCAUCGAACCAUAAAAUAUGUUCAUUUCAUUUUAAGCCGUCRUAUUUCACAUCCGGUGUAAUAAGGCGCAGGCUUCAUUCUGAUGCCAUACCAACAAUUUUUAAAAAAGGCCAUGCUAAAAAUGUGAAAGGAAAACCAAAAAUUCUUACCAAAGGAAUUUCUAGCCAGUAUCGCCAGUCUCGUGAUAUUUCACCAAUAAGUGCUGUUGAAAAAAAGAUUUCCAGUCAGAACCUGAAGUCUUGUGAUAUUCCAUUAACAAAAGCUGUUAAAAAAAAGUUAGCUUGUAAGAAUAGUCAGCUUGGUCAUAUUUCACCGAUAAAUGCUGUUAAAAAAAAGGUUUCUGAUCAGAGCUGUAAGUCUUGUGAUAUUCCAUUAACAAGAGCAGUUAAAAGAAAGUUAGCUGGUAAGAAUAGCCAGUCUCUUGAUAUUUCACCACUAAAAGCUGUUAAAAAAGGAAUUUCCGGUCAGCAUCGUAAGUCUUGUGAUAUUCCUCCAACAGAUGUGGCCAAAAUAGUAAUUGACAGUCAGAAUAGUCAGUCUCGUAAUGUUUCAUCAAUAAAAGCUGUUAAAAAAAGGAUUUCUGGUCAGAACUGUAAUUCAUCUGAUAUUCCAUUAAUAAGAACUUCUAAAAGACAGUUGGCCAGUAAGAAUAAUCAGUUUCUUAAUGUUUCAACAAUAAAAGCUGUUAAAAAAGGAAUUUCUGGUCAGAAUUGUAAGUAUUGUGAUAUUCCUCCAACAAAAGUGGCCAAAAUAGUAAUUGACGGUCAGAAUAGUCAGUCUCUUAAUAUUUCACCAAUAAAAGCUGUUAAAAAAAGAAUUUCUAGUCAGAACUGUAAGUCAUGUGAUAUUCCAUUAACAAGAACUGCUAAAAGAGAGUUAGCCAGUAAGAAUAAUCAGUCUCUUGAUAUUUCACCAAUAAAAGCUGUUAAAAAAAGGAAUUCCUGUCAGAAUCGUGAAUAUCGUGAAAUUGCAUUAACAACAAUUACUAAGAGAGAUUUAGCUGGUAAGGAUAGUCAGUCUCACAAUAUUUCACCACUAAAAGUUACUAAAAAAGUAAUUGUUGGUAAGAAUAGUCAGUCUGGUGAUAUUUCACCAACAAAAGCUGUUCAAAAAGUAAUUUCUGGGCAGCAUCGUGAAUCUUGUGAUAUUCCAUCAACAARAGUUGCUAAAGUAGUAAUUGCCGAUCAGUAUAGUCAGUCUCGUAAUGUUUUAUCAAUAAAAGAUAUUAAAAAGAAUUCCAGUGAGAAUCAUGAAUAUUGUGAAAUUGCAUCAACAAGAGCUACUACGAAAGAGUUAGCUAACAAGGAUAGUCAGUCUCACAAUAUUUCACAAACAAAAGCUGUYCAAAAAAGGAAUUCUGGUCAGAAUUGUGUGUCACGUGAUAUUUGGCCAACAAGAGUUUUUGAACAAGAAGUAUUUGACCGUUCUACAAGUAUUGUAAAAAAUCAAAAAAGAGAACUUGAGCAGCUCGAUAGAACUAUUGUGUUACUAAAAAAGAAAAAGUCAUCACUUUUAUUACAGUUAAAAAUUGCAAAAAACCUUAUCUCAUUGGUUAAAACUUCAAAAUGAUUUACACCUGAUAAUUGGAGUCUUUUAAACAACCUAUAUCUUAAAUCAAUAAACAGUAAAUGCUGC
Molecule: messenger RNA, 2380 nt
Organism: Diuraphis noxia (Russian wheat aphid)
Lineage: Eukaryota; Metazoa; Arthropoda; Insecta; Hemiptera; Aphididae
Source: RefSeq, a predicted model, not a curated record